GCCCCUUUCCUGCUGCAUCACAACAGUCUUUCGUGGUUCGAAUAGCACCGUAUCACUUUUUUGUGUUUUGUGUUGUGGGACUUGCGAAAUAUCCAUCACUUUAUCAGCAAACUGACAAAAUCAAGCGUAACACGCUGUAAACAGUGAGUGUCUGCGAGGGCCGAUUUGUGUAUCAAAGUAACGACAUCCGAAUCGCUGGGAUAUGGCCAGGCCAGAGCAGGUCCUGCUUCUAGAACCUCAACACGAACUGAAAUUCCGAGGUCCGUUUACAGAUGUGGUGACCACGACCCUAAAGCUUGCUAACCCCACAGACAGAAAUGUGUGUUUUAAAGUGAAGACAACUGCCCCGCGCCGCUACUGUGUGCGACCAAACAGCGGAGUGAUUGACGCCGGAACCUCAAUUAACGUCUCAGUGAUGCUGCAGCCAUUUGACUAUGACCCCAACGAGAAGAGCAAACACAAAUUCAUGGUGCAGUCUUUAAUUGCUCCACCUGACAUGACUGACAUGGAGGGAGUGUGGAAGGAGGCCAAACCAGAGGAGCUGAUGGACUCCAAGCUGCGGUGUGUCUUUGAGAUGCCAAUAGAGAACGAGAAAACGCACGAAAUGGACAGCAAUAAGAUGAUGUCCUCUAGUCUUUUGAAAUCUGAGUCAUCCACGUUGUCCAUGAAGUCAAUGGUGUCCAGUCUGGAUGACGGAGAGGUGAAGAGGAUUAUGGAGGAGUGUAAGAGACUUCAAAUGGAGGUGCAGCGACUACGGGAAGAAAACAAACAGAUUAGGCAGGAGGAUGAUGGCCUGCGAAUGAGGAAGAGUCCAGUGAUGGCAGCUCAGCAGUCCUCAUCUUCAUCAGUUACAGUGAAGGAGGAAGGCUUGAGCAUCAGGGUGAUUGCUCUCAUCGUCCUGUUCUUUGUCAUUGGUGUCAUCGUUGGCAAGUUGCUCUUGUAAAGGUUAAGGGAGCAGCAACAGCAUGCAUUGUGGAUGAAACUAACAAAAUGAAGUAACGGAUGCAGAAUUUGUUUGAUUGGAAUGCCAUAUCAUUUGGGUAGUGUUGGAUUAUUGAAAUAUUUAAAAUUAAAAGGAAAUUAAAUAAUUUUAUGUGCAAAGAAACAUUCAAGGGAAAGGACAAAAACUGACAGUUUCUGCCAUGAAAAAAAAACACAUUGACAUCAUUCUGGCCCUCUUUCACUGCUAUUUGACAUAGUUUGAAGCUGAUGAUUAAAAAGUCAUAUUAAGUUGUUCUAAGGAGGUUUCUAACCCCAGAGUGAAACAACAGUUAGGUGAAUGUUGAGUUGAUUCAUUUUUUUUUUCCCCCCAUGUAGGCCAGAAGUUGCAAGCUCAUAAUCUGUAGUAACACUAAAUGCUCUAUGAAAAGUGUUAACAUGCGCAUCCAUCCUUGAACUCACUCCUCUUUUAUGAAGUAAUUUAAAUAUAAGUCAGAGAGGAGGUUGGGAGUAAGUGCAGGGCAAAUGUUAGAAAAAGACAAAAAAACAAAAAAAAAAUACGCUUCCAAUGUUGAGCUUUGCACAGACCGAAUUUCCUGUUGUUACGAUUGAGGUAGGUGUUAUAUGUAAUAUUUCUUUAUCUUCUUCCUUUUGACAGUUGAUAGAUGCUUGAUCGCAUGUCUCCAACAAGAGCAAAAAAGAGUUUUACUUUGUUGCUUUUGUAAUUGAAAUUUUGGUUCAUUUCAGCCCUUUGGCACUGCUCAGUUUCAUUUAUGCGACAUGUAAACUUGUGAUAAUGUGAUAUUUAUGUUUUUAUUUGUUUUAGCUAUAUUAUAAUAAUGCAGCUACCCUGCCUAAGCUCUGGCAAAGCUCUAGGUUCAAAUUCACUAAAAGCUAUCCAGUUGAGGACCUCUUGCCUUGUGACGCUCAUCAGAAAACACAUCAUCAGGCUAACGGGUGACCCAUUCUCAAUCUUUCUUCCAACAUUAUGUGCAAUACUGGGCAAAUGUGCUACAGCAUUCAAAACCACCCAACUUCCUGAUGGCCUGUCCCAUGUACCGCUCAUGUGUUUUCAAGCCAUGCCAUCUUGGUUCUGUUUUUCAGACAAAUGCAUGGCUCAGAUUUGCCUUGUGAGUCGUUUGUAUUGUAUGUUAUACACUGGUUUAUCCUGCUGCGUUAGGCUUUAAAGACUCUCCUAACUAUCCUCUACCGUUUUACGCAAAAACUCUUUCUUUUCAUGCCCUCUGUUUUGUUUUGAUGAUUUGGAAUUAAGUUAUGAAUAAAGCUUUUAUUGCAUAGCUCUGUUUCUAUGAAAGAAAUGCACUGCAUCUGAAGAAUGUUUUCUCAGUAUCUUCCCAUAAAAACAAUUUGUUCUUUCACUUUUGCGCAGUAUUUGAGACAAGAACGAUGAUAUCUUAAAGAACAUCUACAGGGGACCACUUUGUGACCUGUUUUUUUUUCCCUCAUGGCUUUUUGUCUGUGGGAGGGUGUCCCUUUCAUCUUUUUCAUCCUUACUCCCAAAAUGCUACACUUUCAGUUUGUCAUCUCAUUUAUUCAGAUAAUUGGGUACUAAGAACAGAGGAGCUGAAAACUUUAACACUUUAAUUGUUUUGAGAGGUGUUCAGGGAGUAGUAGUAAUAGUAAUGAAUUUAUGACUGCAGUUUACUGUAGAGCUAUGGAAUAGGAGGGCUUUGGAGGCUGAUAAGCCAGUGAACUGGCUCAUGAAAACUCAAAGGAAAGUUUCCUACUGCCCCAAAUCUUCACCAUAAUAUAAACCAGAAGAUGACAGUUUUGUAUGUAUAUAAAUAAAUAGUUAAGUCUAAGAUGAAAAUAAAGAUUGAUAUUCCUAGUCAAGUAGUCUAUAAUGGUGUAAAAAAAAAACAAAACUCCCAACUUUGUUGGACUAUGUAGCAUCUUAAUAAAUUCAAUCAAUAAAGCCCCAGAUCUAACUCUC
Messenger RNA from Colossoma macropomum (tambaqui), 2893 nucleotides. RefSeq names its product VAMP (vesicle-associated membrane protein)-associated protein B and C (gene vapb). Gene Ontology annotation, biological process: endoplasmic reticulum membrane organization. NCBI's taxonomy places the organism in Eukaryota, Metazoa, Chordata, Actinopteri, Characiformes, Serrasalmidae. The transcript is spliced from 6 exons. Gene Ontology annotation, cellular component: endoplasmic reticulum membrane; plasma membrane. The record is from RefSeq and is a predicted model, not a curated record. The coding region runs from base 203 to 943 and encodes 246 amino acids. Gene Ontology annotation, molecular function: FFAT motif binding.